UAAAACCAAAUGGCGCAUAAUUUAUCUGAAGAAUUUGUGGAAGCGUGGAAUACUGAAUUAAAAAAUAACGGUACUGGAAAUAUCAGUAUUUUAUUAUUGCUUUCGGUAUGUGGUAUUAUUGGUAAUGCAAUAGUCCUUGUCGUUUACAAAUGCCAAAUGAAAGAUGUUUCUGAUGAAAGAUACUUCAUUCCUGUUUUGGCCUUAGCAGACAUGAUUGCGUGUGUGGUAUGUUUUGUUGCAGAUAUUGUUUUUAUUAUGAUAAACAUGAAAUAUACAGGUAGCAUCUUUUGUGAAGUUGUGCAAUUUCUUAUAUGCAAUACACAAUCUAUGUCAAUUUUUCUGUUGAUGUGUAUUGCCGUACAAAGGUAUUUUAAAAUUUGCAAAAAAAUCAAACUGUCAUUACAACUGAGACGCAUGAUGAUUAUUUUGUCGAUCAUAUUUUCCACGGCGAUUGCUUUACCACUAUCAUGGACGUCUGGUCCCAUCGUGUUAACUAGUGAAGGCUAUAUUAUUGUGGAAGUAUGUGGUAGAGUCAAGAAUGAUUUUAACCUUAACGCAGCAGCAUAUGGCAUUGCUUUCAGCGCGAUUUUAUUAUUAGUUCUCGUAGCGUUUGUAUUUCUGUAUGGGCGAAUUGGCUGUACUAUAUACAGUAGUUUAAGACCAAAUAGAUUUAAAAGAGCAUUUGCCCGUCUUUCAAGAAGUCUGCAUAUUGACAAAAUUAAGAAAUAUCCAACGAGACAGUCUCAAAAAGAAGAUGGUGUUGGAAAUAAUGAAGAACUUGAACCAACAUUGAAUCAAACCAAAUCGAAUCACCCUAUAAAUCGUAAACUUCAAAAAUCUGUUAAUGACAAAACAAGCAUUACUGACUUUAGUACUGAAGAUAAAGUAUUUCAGAGGCUAAGAAAUGAUUUCACCGAAAGAUACCACGAGUCUCAUGUAUCAUUUAACCACGGAAAGGGAGUGACAAUGCGAGAAGGGCGAGAAAUGAGAAAUAAAAGGGUGAAAAACAAAUUCUCUGUAAUGUUCAUGAUCAUCACAUCCGUGUUUAUUGUCAGCUAUGUACCAGCUUCUAUCGUUCUGACACUAGAAGGAAUUUUCACUGGAUUUUGGGAAAAUUUAUCAUUGAAGCAACUUAUUAUUAUAUUAUGGGUAUCUCGUACCUAUUUGAUAAACAAUUUUAUCAACCCUUUGAUAUAUGCUUUCAUGGAUGCUCCAUUUCGAAAUGCAGCUAAAACUUUAUUUCGAACAUGUUUAAAAGUAUGUUAAAACCUCGCACUCUUACUGAAUUAAAUUGUAUUGUAUAUAAUGAACUAUCUGUAGUUUAAGUUUCUUGCAGAUAAAGGGAACAACAUUAACAUUCAUCAACAAAUUCUACAUAGAGUUAAUUUUGUGUAUUUAUAUUGCUGGACAUUGUAAAUUACUAGUACCCCCUCCCUUAAAAAAAAUAAAUUGAAAAAUUAAAAGCAUGUGAAAAUACGCCUUUCAACAUUGUAAAUAUGUAAAUAUAUUUUUUAUUUGAGAGGCCAACUUGCAAUUAUAAAUAUAGACUUAGUUGAAAUACAUGUUUUGACACCCUAGAGAUAUUUGUUAUGUAACUUCAACGAUACAAAUGUCAGAAUUGAGUUGUUGGAUCUAGUUGUCGGAGUUUCUGGGUAAUGUGGACUGUAGUAUAACU
This is a messenger RNA of Mytilus californianus (California mussel), 1675 nucleotides long. RefSeq names its product octopressin receptor-like. The transcript has a single exon. Bases 10 to 1266 code for a protein of 418 amino acids. Gene Ontology annotation, cellular component: membrane. NCBI's taxonomy places the organism in Eukaryota, Metazoa, Mollusca, Bivalvia, Mytilida, Mytilidae. Gene Ontology annotation, molecular function: neuropeptide receptor activity. The record is from RefSeq and is a predicted model, not a curated record. Gene Ontology annotation, biological process: neuropeptide signaling pathway.